Cicer arietinum (chickpea) is the source of this 468-nucleotide messenger RNA. The record is from RefSeq and is a predicted model, not a curated record. NCBI's taxonomy places the organism in Eukaryota, Viridiplantae, Streptophyta, Magnoliopsida, Fabales, Fabaceae.
AUGAAGCAUUUCCUUGGAAUAGAAGUGAAACAAUGGACAGGUGGAAUCUUCAUUGGUCAAAGAAGAUAUGCAGGGGAAGUUUUAGCAAGAUUUGGUAUGGAGGAUAGUAAUGCUGUAAAAAACCCAAUAGUUCCGAGCACGAAAUUACACAAAGAUGAAGGUGGCGUUAGAGUUGAUGACACUCUGUUCAAACAAGUAGUUGGAAGCCUUAUGUACUUAACUGUAACUAGACCUGACUUGAUGUUCUGUGUUAGUUUGAUAAGCAGGUUUAGGGCUAGUCCUACUAUGACACAUUGGCUUGCAGCAAAAAGGAUUUUAAGGUAUGUAAAAGGUACAAUCAAUCUGGGCAUCUUCUACAGGAAAGGAGAAAGCAAUCUAAAACUUGUAGCCUUCACUGAUAGUGAUUAUGCUGGUGACUUAGAUGAUCGAAGAAGCACUUCCGGAUUUGUGUUUAAAUUAGGAGCAUGA